UAGAAAUUAAGAGAGUGGAAAGCUAGCUAGCUAGCUUUUGGCUAUAUGGUCUCCUUUCAAGCCCCCCUCUCUCCUCCAGACAUGAUCAGAAAGACGAUCCAGGAGUUAGAGAAUUCAUCAAAGAAGAGAAAGUUGGAAGAGCCGCAAGAAGGUGAUCGUGAAGAAACUUUCGAGAAGCGUUGGAAAGCCGAAAGCACGAAAUCGAUGUUUGAUAUGGAGCUACACCUUGAGACUCCAUUACCUUUGGAGUGGCAAAGAUGUCUUGAUAUUCAGUCAGGGCAGAUACACUAUUACAAUACGAGGACCCAUGCGAGAACUUCUAGGGAUCCAAGGAGAAGCCCCGAACCCCCUAGCCCUGGUCAUCACGUGAGCCUGGACCUUGAGCUAAACCUACCAUGUGAUUCAGUAAGGAAAAUUGAUACAACAGAUCAUCAUCAGCAAUUCAACAAGCACAACUCUGUUACCACCACAAACGCUGGUGCAGUUGAUAAGAAGAUAAACUCAUCAGGAGGAUUAACGCACAACCUUUCAUGGUUGGCAGUGGAGGAGGAUGAUGAGCAACAUCAAGAGAUGGUAGCAACAGUGUGCAUGCGGUGCCACAUGUUGGUGAUGCUAUGCAAGUCAUCACCUGCAUGCCCUAACUGCAAAUUCAUGCACCCACCAGACCAAUGCCCUCCAAAACUAUUCAGGCAAAGGCUUAGCCUCCUGUGCUAGCUAGUAAGGAUCAUCAUCAAGUUUUUAAGUUUAGGAUAACAUCCACUCCAACGUGUGUUAAUUAAAUUUUUAUUUCUUAAUUCGUCUUGAAAAGCUAAAUAGUACUCCUGUCUAAAGGCAUUAGCUAAUAUAUAUAAAGCUUCUUAAUCUCCAAUGAAAAAUGUCUACUGAUUGAGAGAGAGAGAGAG
This is a messenger RNA of Durio zibethinus, 902 nucleotides long. RefSeq lists its product as uncharacterized. Lineage: Eukaryota; Viridiplantae; Streptophyta; Magnoliopsida; Malvales; Malvaceae. The record is from RefSeq and is a predicted model, not a curated record. Gene Ontology annotation, molecular function: protein binding.